AUGGAGGCGCACCCAGAGAAGCCGCAGGGAAGAAAGCCCGCGUGUGGCGCGCGGGAGGCGGGGGCUGGGGGCUGCAGAGUCCUCGAAGCUGCGGACGUGGCUCUGGGGCCGGUGCUGACAGAGGAGAAGCUCGCUGGCCUCAUCCUUGCCGCGGCCCCCAGGAAAGUGAAGGGAUGCAGAGUCCUCGACAUCUCCCAGAACAAGAUCAGAAAACUCGGCGUGUCGGUCGGAGAAAUAGUGAAUCUGGGUCUCGAGUCCGUUGAAGAUUUAAAUCUCCGCGGGAAUCUUCUGCGGCAGCUGGACGGCCGGCUGGUCACAUUUCCGCGGCUCGCCCGGCUGGACGUUAGCGAAAAUGUGUUGAGUCAAAUCCUCAACUUCGAGACGCAAUUCGAGCUCCGCGAACUCGCGCUUCAGGGCAACCGCCUCAAGGAAAUCAACGGCCUCGCGCCUUCUCCUCUCCACCACACGCUGGAGUGGCUCGACAUCUCCAGAAACGAUAUUGCGGAUCUGAGAGGGCUAGCUGCUCUGGUCACGCUGGAAGAGCUGCGCGAGUUAGAUGUUCGAGACAACCCAGUCGAGCUUCACCCUCUUCAAGGAGACAUUGUGCUCGAGGGGUUUUGCAUGCUCGCAUGUCCGCUGCUGGAGACUCUGAACGGCCGGCGCAUCACGGCGGAAGUGCGCGACGCGGUGAUUUGCUGGUCGACUGAAGACCCCCGCGGCCGGGCGGUGACGAGCUGCGUGCAUCGCUUCAGGCAGUCUUUUGCGGCGCGUGGCAAGAACUGCGCCGGUCUUUGUUCAGACGACGACUCGGUGUUGAGCGAGAAGGCAGAUCAAAGCGUCUGCCGACUUGUCCUCUCUCGUGCGUCUUCCUCCGCUUCCACCCGCGGAAAACUUCGCGUCCUGCCGCCACGCGACAGUGGAGAGCUCUCUCCCUGCAGCGCCUCCUCCUUCUCGGGGCGCCCGGGGCUGGCGCGUGCGCGGAGGCGCGACAAGGAGGAGGCCUGUGGAGAGGUCAGUUCCGCGAAGACUGAGUUUGCCUCGCGGUCGACGUACUCCUCGCGGUGUCGCUCCGACUACGCUUGGUGCCCUUCGGUCCAGUCUGGCGCGCGCGGAGGUCUGCACCGCGCCCGUAGAGCCUGCGCGUCAGGGUGCGCGGGAGGGAGCGGUAGCCAUCCGCGACGAGCCGUGACGAAGGGGACACAGACGCCGGGCUGGUGGAAAACGGAGGACGAGUGGGGGGGUCUCCUUCUUGCCGAGGGAAGCGGAGAGAGGGGGCCGAGAGCCCCGGGUUUCGGAGGCCCGAAGGAUCCCUUGGCCCCGGGCGGGUCGCGCGCGGGGGGACGCGCCCCGGGCAACUUCCAGUUCGUCUUCAAGGCGGAUGACUUGGGGACGCUCGUCCGAGCAGAAGAACUGCGGGCGCUCACCGCGGAGAAAAGCAGCACGAGCGUCGGCAAGGGCGAGGAUGAGGCUCCAGACGCAGGGGACGCCGACGCUUCUUGGGAGAGAGCGGAAAAGGCCGCCCCCGAGCACGAUGUCGAGGAGGACACCGAGGCCAGCGAGUACGACGCGCCGGCGGGCGGCGCGAGGGACUGGGAAGACGAGAACGAGCUUUCUGUGCCUCUUCAUGACAUGCGAAACGAACUAGCUGACGCAACCGACGUUGUCGACCUCGAGGAAGACCCCGAACUGCCGCCGCAUGCGCAUAUGGGGGCCAAGCGAGAAACAUGA
This is a messenger RNA of Besnoitia besnoiti, 1728 nucleotides long. Its product is annotated as leucine rich repeat-containing protein. Gene Ontology annotation, molecular function: protein binding. NCBI's taxonomy places the organism in Eukaryota, Apicomplexa, Conoidasida, Eucoccidiorida, Sarcocystidae. The record is from RefSeq and is a predicted model, not a curated record. The transcript has 5 exons. Bases 1 to 1728 code for a protein of 575 amino acids.